Molecule: messenger RNA, 2697 nt
Organism: Recurvomyces mirabilis
Lineage: Eukaryota; Fungi; Ascomycota; Dothideomycetes; Mycosphaerellales; Teratosphaeriaceae
Exons: 2
Coding region: 1-2697 (898 amino acids)
Source: RefSeq, a predicted model, not a curated record
AUGGCCACAAUGCGAGGCAAGUCCAUGCCGACCACGAGGGGUCAUGGUGAAAAUGGCAACCACCUCCAGCAGCGACCUUCUUUCGAUUACAAGCCAACAAUUUUACGAACACUGUCACUAGCCUCUAUCUUCAUCCUUACAACUGUUUUGAUAGGCAUAAUCGAACUUGCUGUGGUUAAGCUACCGCAUGGGAACCAUAGUAUAUUUGCGCGAGGCACGUCGCCCUCGAAAAGAUCAGAUCUCUUCGGUCUUGCCGUUCGUGAAGCUGCUAUAGAGUCGAACUCCUCAUCAAUCAUUACGUCUAACAGCGCCUCGGGCGCGUCAUUUGCGUCUACUACCACCGAUGUCGACACUGGAUCUUCUACUUCAACGACGAUCGACGUUGGCAAAGCCCCUACCAGCAACUACGUGGCAACGGAGACCACACAAACUGUAUCCCUGUCAUCCACAACCCAAGAAGCAGUUACUAGUGUGGUGAAAACGAGCAACUAUGUCGCAACCGCAACAACUCAGACCAUAUCCCAAAAUGGUGGGAAUAACAACGAUGCGGUUGGAGCAACCACGAGUAGCUUGCUCAUAGCAUCCAGUGUUGAGAAGAGCAAUUACGUCUCAACAGAUGCGACACAGACUGUAACAACUUCAACGGCUGCCCCAACGAUGGCGUAUUCCACCGGAUCAGGGCAAUACGUGGCAGGCGCAACCACCCAGACUGUGUCACAAACGAACCAACAAGGUUACACACGCACACCUUCUCCGACAGCACAAACGCUUACUACGAUCUCGAGUGCAACGGUUUUAACCGUACCAGUCUCCAGAGCAUCUGCAACAGUCGUCAGCUCUUAUACUACCACGGACAGUAACGGAAAUACGGUGAGCACUGAGGCUACAUCAUUCUACCCUGCCAGUCGCUACACCCUGAUCACUUCGUCCGUGCCUGUCGUGCAAGCCAUUGUCCCCGGACAAACAAUUCUCACAAGCAUCUCAGGCGGCUCAACCUCUGUUAUUGUGACGGGCGCUUCCACUUACAGCAGUGUAUACGGUGCUUCAACCUCUUUGCUGAUCUCUGGUAAUUACACUUCCACCCGUGUAUUUGGUGGGUCGACCUCUGUAUUUACGUCCGGGGGCACCACACAAACUACCAUACUUGGCGGACAUACUGUACUUUCUACUCAGCUUCCUCAGGCCACCGGUGACGCCGACAAAGACGCUCAGUCCGACAGCAACUACAGCAAAGGCUACUUCACUAUCCCUCACCACUGGAACCCUGUUCAAGUGUUCCUUGGAACAUAUCUGGCCGUCAUCAUUGCUGUGGGAUAUCGCAUGAUCUGGACAGUCAUAUACAACAACUUCUCACUUAUCGAACCCUUUCGGCAAUUGAACGAGCCCAAUGGGGCGCUUGCUGAGCGAGCACUAUUCCGUUUCUACCAUUCACAGUCGAGCCUUCUGGAGCCUUCAGCAGCAUUACUCAAGGGCAGAUGGACAAUGGCGUUGGCUGCAGUGACGUAUUUGCUGGCAUCGCUACUGCCAGCUCUUGGCUCCGAAGCGAUCUAUGUCGACACGAAUUGGGGGUGCCAGUAUCCAACCGCAGGCAUGAACCCUUGUAGCGCGAGGAUGACUGGCAACGUUGCUGUCUUGCGAGCCCUGCAAGGCUUGUUGGCUUUUGCUGCUCUGGCACUUCUUCUGAUCAUGGUGGCAUUGCUUCGAUCAAAGACCGGCCUGCCGGCGAACCCAAGCUCGAUAGCUACUGUGGGCACACUCUCGCGAAACCCUGACUUUGUGGACGAUAUCACCACGUUACCUUGCAGUGCCAGUACACGCGACAUGAGAGAGUCGCUGCAAGGCCGAAGAUACAAGCUCGACUUCUACAAGUCGGGUCCUGGGGAGCUAGCAUAUGGCAUAGUACCCAUGGCGGUGUCUGGAGGAGACGAUGUUUACGCAGCGGGCGAGCACACCUACAAGCCUGUAAGCGCUUCAAGCAAGUCGCAUCGAUACCGCAUAUUAGACUUCGUGUUGCUCCUAGUGACGCUUGGCACCCUCGCCAUGGUGCUUGCGUACUACGUCGAUGCAGCGGACGAUCCCUUCAACAGAUUCUUCAGCAGCAAUGGCUUUGGUCCUCGCUUCAUACUCACAGGCGCAGUUACGGUCUUGGCCGCAAUCUGGAAAUCUGUUGAGCAGAGUGAGGUCAUCAUGUCGCCCUACACACGCAUGGCACAGCACUCUUCGGGUCCAAGGAGCACCGUCUUGUUCACACCCCACGACACGCCAAUUCUGUCGACCAUUUCGGCAAUCUUUAACCGAUACUACUUCGUCGCUGUAGUCACCUGCAUUACUCUGCUCGGCGAGGCACUCAAUAUUGUGAUAGGCGGUGUCCCAUAUGCCACAGGUCAGACCUGGCCACAAUUCCUCGCGUCGGCCUACAUUUCUAUCGGCGUCCUAGCUCUCAUGACCAUUGUCAGUAUCAUGGUGAUCUUGAAUCGGCGUAGGGAGCCAAAGAUACCAAGGCAUCCUGACACUGUGGGCGCUGUUGUCAGCUAUCUGGCAGGUAGUAGAUUUGUGGACGACUUCGAUGGCUUAGAGUGGCAAGAUGAGGAUACGCGAGACAGGCGGAUACGACUUCUUGCCAAACGAUACGUGUUCGACGAUAGACCCGGAUCCGAUGGAAGAAGAGCCUGGCUGGUCGAUGAAGUGUAUGAAUAG